Molecule: messenger RNA, 687 nt
Organism: Aspergillus luchuensis
Lineage: Eukaryota; Fungi; Ascomycota; Eurotiomycetes; Eurotiales; Aspergillaceae
Exons: 1
Coding region: 1-687 (228 amino acids)
Biological process (GO): secondary metabolite biosynthetic process; amino acid activation for nonribosomal peptide biosynthetic process
Cellular component (GO): cytoplasm
Molecular function (GO): phosphopantetheine binding; catalytic activity
Source: RefSeq, a predicted model, not a curated record
AUGACCUAUCUCGAUUUCAAAUCAUUGUCAGGUUCGCCGCCGUCCCACAAGCGCGGAAGCCUUACGACGAGCACCACGGAGAUCUUUCACCCGCCAGCACCAGCUGGGAUCACCAUGGCCACCGUCGUCAGGACAGCUUGGGCGCUUUGCCUGGCGCACAUGACCGGUACUGAUGACAUCGUCUUCGGUCAGCUCGUCAACGGCCGCAAUCUGGAGCUACCGGAGGCCGAAGCAGUUGUGGGAGCCUGUGUUAAUUACGUGCCAGUCCGAGUGACUCUUCCAGCUGCCUGCACCGUGUCAAACCUCCUGCGCGCAGUUCACGAGCAACAGACCCGGAGCAUGGCAUUCGAGACUAUUGAAUACGACGAUCUGGUGGCAAAGUGUACUUCAUGGCCGGCAGACACAGAACCAGGUACCGGGAUUCACUACGUGAACAUCCCUGAUGUGUUUGCUGGUAGCGGCCUGCCCGGGGUCCAGUCGGACCAUGAAACAUAUGUAUUCCGCUUGCCUCAUUAUCAUCCCCGUGUGGUCUGUAGUCCCCUCUCGAAGGGCACUCUUGAGCUUAAGCUUUAUGUUUCGGAUCAUCUGUGGGAAAUCAGAGUCAAGCUGAUCAGACUUUACAUCUGUUUGGGCAGGUCGUGGUGCGCCUGCUGGAGAACCCAGCGGGUCUUGCUCUCGACGUUGUGA